GUCGCUAUCUAAAACUGUUCGGCUUUUAUUUGUGCCUGUCAUUCUGCGACUGCUUUUGCUGUUAUUUCCACUUGAUAUCAAAGUACUAUUAUUAAAUAUAUUAAGAUGAUGAACAACAGCUUCGCACAGCCAAUGUGGUCAAAUGGACCUUCGCCCGGUCAAUUUUACAAUUUCAUGGGGGGCAAUGCCCCAACACAACUGCCGCGAGAAUUAACAACUGCAGGUCCUUUCGGUACCAAGCACAGCACCGCUGCAAUUACUACGGGCUCCUCAGUGGUGGGCAUCAAAUUCGAUGGUGGUGUCCUGGUGGCUGCUGAUACGCUGGUUUCCUAUGGCUCCCUGGCACGUUAUCAGGAUAUUCAACGCGUAUUCAAGAUCAAUAACAACAUUUUGCUAGGCGGAAGUGGAGACUUUGCGGACAUACAGUCUAUCAAGCGUAACAUCGAUCAGAAGAUGAUAGAGGAUCAGUGCUACAAUGAUGGUGUCAUCAUGAAGCCUGGAGAAUUGGCCAGCUGGUUGACACGCGUGCUGUAUAACCGACGCUCACGCAUGAAUCCACUCUACAUUGAUGUUGUGGUUGGUGGUGUUGAUGAGACCGGUAAACCGUUUCUGGGUAAUGUUGAUAUGCGAGGAAGGGCCUAUAAUGAUUAUGUAGUGGCCACCGGCUUUGGACGACAUUUAGCUCUACCGCUUGUGCGGGAGCGCAAGCCCAAGGAUCGCGAUUUUACUUUCGAAGAGGCAACCAACUUGAUUCGUGAGUCUAUGAAGGUGCUGUAUUACCGUGAUACGCGCAGCAUUCCCCAAUACACGGUUGGCAUUUGCACUGCCGCCGAUUGCAGCAUAAAAGGCCCCUUUAAAGUAGAAGAAAACUGGACCUUUGCUGAAACCGUAAAAGGCUACUAGGCUGAAUUUUCAAAUACAAUGUAAUUUAAGAACCAAACACAUUAAUAAAGCCUGUAGGCUCUUGAAAAUAACAAA
Drosophila virilis is the source of this 978-nucleotide messenger RNA. RefSeq names its product proteasome subunit beta type-4 (gene Prosbeta7). Lineage: Eukaryota; Metazoa; Arthropoda; Insecta; Diptera; Drosophilidae. Gene Ontology annotation, cellular component: proteasome core complex. The record is from RefSeq and is a predicted model, not a curated record.